AUGGAUAUACUGUUUCCCAAUCUGGAUUCUACUCAACUUCUUCUUGAGUACGGAAAACGAUGGAUCGAUGUGGACGCUAAGGAUCAAGAUCGUGGUGACACUGCACUACACAUCGUUUCUCGUAAUUUUCGCAAAAAUGUUCAAGGAACUGCAACGAAGAUAAUAGAACUGCUUCUCGAUGCAGGUACUCACAUCGAUUAUGUUAAUAACUAUGGAAAAACACCUCUUGAUCAAUCAUCUGGUAUUGGCAUACGUACUCUUUUACGAUCAAAACAGACACCUUCACGACUCAAGUGUCUUUGUGCACAUCUCAUUAAUAUUCAUCAAAUUCCCUAUGAUCAUAUAUGGCCUAAUCCAACGGCAUUGACUACUUUUGUACAAUUGCAUGAUCAGCCAUUAUCAGAAGACGAUGAUCUUGAUUUUGGUUUAUUUGACUAA
Molecule: messenger RNA, 438 nt
Organism: Rotaria sordida
Lineage: Eukaryota; Metazoa; Rotifera; Eurotatoria; Philodinida; Philodinidae
Source: the annotation of a GenBank genome assembly